CCGGCAGCCCCCACAUGGAGCCCUAGGCCCGCGGGCAGCAUGUUCAGCCCGGACGGGGGGCUGCCGGCCGCCCACUUCGGCCUCCUGCCCGAAGCCGGCCCGCCCUUCCCCCGCGGCGGCUUCGACGGGGCGGCCGCUCAGCCGCUCUUCUUCCCUUUCGCCGCCGAGCCCGAAGCCACCCGCGAUCCGCCGCCAGCCCGCGCCUGGCUGCCCCCGCCCGCGGGGCCGCCCGCCAAGGCAGAGGCGCGCCCGGCCCGGCCCUGCAGCCAGCCCUCGCCCGAGCCCCGCACCGCGGCCUGCUGCGGGUCGGCCUGGACCUCCCCGCCUUGGGCCGGGCCCGCGCCCCCUGGGGCCGCCGCCGCCCUUCCCGGGCCGCCCUUCCCCGGCCCCGCUGCCUUCCCCGGCCCGCAGCUCUGCCCCGCCGCCCUGCAGCCGGGCUCUGGUGGCUUGUCGGGGUUGGGCAGCAGCGGCAGCUCCAGCGGUGCCGCCAGCGAGGGCGGACACUCCAGCGACAGCGGCGACGAGGUGAGACCCGACGGGACGGGAACAGGCAAGGGCUGCCCUCCGCCCGGCCAGCCCCGGCACCCCUCGCAGGAUGCACCAACCUCGGAGGAGCUGGAGCAGUUUGCCAAGGACCUCAAGCACAAGCGCAUCAUGCUGGGUUUCACCCAGGCUGAUGUGGGGCUGGCUCUGGGCACCCUUUACGGGAAGAUGUUCAGCCAGACCACCAUCUGCCGCUUCGAAGCGCUCCAGCUCAGCUUCAAGAACAUGUGCAAGCUGAAGCCACUGCUGCAGCGUUGGCUCAACGAGGCAGAGAACACGGACAACAUGCAAGAGAUGUGCAAUGCGGAGCAAGUGUUGGCCCAAGCCCGGAAGAGAAAGCGCAGGACCAGCAUUGAGACCAACGUGAAGGGGACGCUGGAGAGCUUCUUCCGCAAGUGUGUGAAGCCCAGUCCCCAGGAGAUCUCCCAGAUUGCUGAGGACCUUAACCUAGACAAAGAUGUGGUCCGGGUCUGGUUCUGCAACCGGCGUCAGAAGGGCAAACGGCUGCUGUUGCCCUUCGGCAACGAGGCGGAGGGGGUGAUGUAUGACAUGAACCAGCCCCUUGUGCCCCCCGGCCUGCCCAUCCCGGUGACAUCCCAGGGCUACAGCCUGGCACCCUCCCCUCCUGUCUACAUGCCACCCUUCCACAAAUCUGAGAUGUUCCCCCCCGCGCUGCAGCCUGGGCUCUCCAUGAGCAACAGCAGCCACUGAGCCAGGGCUGCGCAGGCUCUAUGGGGCAGCUUUUCCCCGAGCAGGCUCAGGCACGGCCCCGCUCCGGGGCACUUGCUGGGGAGUGCAGGGCAGGGGAAGGGCUGGAAGCCUGGCACAGGGGUGUCACCCGCUCCCUGCGAUUGCUCCCAGCUCUUCCCAGUUAGGCGAAUUUACUGCUUCCAGCAGCAUCUGACCUCUCCUGGAGGGCAGCUGCCCCACUGCACCCUGCUGAAGCCAUGUGUGCUGAGUGGAGCCAUUUGUGCCCAGCUGAGCUGCUCCUGUGAGACCCAGAAAAAAGUGGGGUUUAGAUGAUUUGGGGGGGGAGGGGAGGGUGGUUUUAUUUUUUUAUUUUUUUAAUUUUUUUUCUUUAAUUUUUUUUGGUCGUAGUUGUUAAAAAGCCAAACUCUCUGUAGUGAUUCCUAGUUUCCCAGCUUGACUCCUCCCUGUCACACAGAGCGGGGCUGGGGCGCUGUGCCCGGGGCUUUGCCACCCUCACCCAGUGGCACAACAGGGCUUCACCCAUCCAUGGGCGGGCUACUGUUGGGGCUUGCUUUGGGGGUGCUCAACAUCACCCUGGGUCCUCUGUGCCCUUUCCAGUGUGGUCCCUCUGCCCCAGCGUGGCUGCCCCAAGGAUCAUCUUCCCCGGGGGUCUGAUACUGUCCUGUGCUGCGAGCACCCCUGUGCCUUUGAGCCUGCUGUAGUUGAUGAUUUCUAUGUUUUCUUAAUUAUAUUCCCUCUGACAAUGAAAUAA
This is a messenger RNA of Pezoporus occidentalis (night parrot), 2005 nucleotides long. RefSeq names its product POU domain, class 5, transcription factor 3-like. The coding region runs from base 40 to 1254 and encodes 404 amino acids. Gene Ontology annotation, biological process: regulation of transcription by RNA polymerase II. The transcript has 5 exons. NCBI's taxonomy places the organism in Eukaryota, Metazoa, Chordata, Aves, Psittaciformes, Psittacidae. Gene Ontology annotation, molecular function: DNA-binding transcription factor activity, RNA polymerase II-specific; RNA polymerase II cis-regulatory region sequence-specific DNA binding. The record is from RefSeq and is a predicted model, not a curated record.